GAGGCGACGUCCGCGCACUGGGUGAGUGAGGCGCAGCGGGGCAUCGAGGCUCGCCUGCAGUACUCCGCGCCGCGGGGCUCGGCGAGGAACGUGGUCAUGUUCCUCGGGGACGGCAUGUCCAUACCCACGCUGGCGGCCGCGCGCACGCUGCUGGGCCAGCGCGAGAACCACACCGGGGAGGAAUCGCAUCUGUUUUUUGAGACCUUCCCCACCAUUGGACUCGCUAAGACGUACUGUGUAGAUUCCCAAAUCCCAGAUUCAGCGUGUACUGCAACUGCUUAUUUGUGUGGUGUGAAAGCGAAUCGUGGUACACUUGGUGUGACAGCAGAAGUUCCGCGCUGGGAUUGUCCAGCUUCUGUUGACACUUCUUCCCAUUUGGAAUCUAUCGCUGCGUGGGCACUUGCUGAUGGUCGUGAUGCUGGUAUCGUAACUACGGCGCGUGUGACGCACGCCUCGCCUGCAGGAGCGUAUGCAAACAUUGCAAACAGAGACUGGGAAAACGAUGCCGAGGUCCGCGCGGAUCAGCACGACCCUGAAUUAUGUCGAGAUAUUGCCUAUCAGCUUGUUCACACGUAUCCUGGAAAUCAGUUUAAAGUUAUUCUAGGCGGAGGUCGUCGUGAGUUUUUGCCGAAUGACGUCGUAGAUGAAGAAGGUACUACCGGCAGAAGGUUAGAUGGUCGUCACUUAAUAGAAGAAUGGCAAAUGGACAAAAUUAUGCGUAACGUUAGCUACCAGUACGUAUGGAACCGAGAACAAUUACUUAGUGUGGACAAUGAUUUACCGGACUAUCUAUUAGGCUUGUUUGAAGCGAGUCACCUGCAAUAUAACCUGCAAGCAAACAAUUACACCGAGCCCACACUUGCGGAGUUAACGGAAACUGCGAUUCGUUCACUUAGUCGCAAUAAGAAAGGUUUCUUCUUAUUCGUGGAGGGAGGACGUAUCGACCACGCUCAUCAUGAGAACCAAGUAGAACUAGCGCUGGACGAGACCAUCGAGUUAAGCAAAGCCGUGAACCGCGCUGCUGAGCUGUUAUCCGAAGACGAUUCAUUGAUUGUCGUGACAUCCGACCACGCGCAUGUCAUGAGUUUUAACGGAUACACUCACCGCGGAGGUGAUAUUUUGGGCCCUUCGGAUGGGAUAGGCGACGAUGGUAUCCCUUACAUGACGUUGUCGUACACAAAUGGUCCAGGAUAUCGGCCCUACGUCGACAAUCACAGAGUCGAUGUCACUAGCGAAGAAAAUUAUCGCGAUUUGAACUGGAGAUCUCACGCGGAAAUACCUCUGGCGUCUGAAACUCACGGAGGGGAAGACGUAGCUGUAUUCGCGUGGGGCCCGCAGAACACGAUGUUCUCAGGAAUGUACGAGCAGAACCAGAUCCCUCAUCUGAUGGCGUACGCUGCGUGUAUUGGUCCCGGUCGACAGGCUUGCUCUUCGGCCACUACUAACGCUCUCACCGCAGUACUGCUUACUCCCUUGCUAUUGUUAAUACGCAAUAUGCUAAAAUAA
Messenger RNA from Melitaea cinxia (Glanville fritillary), 1506 nucleotides. Its product is annotated as membrane-bound alkaline phosphatase-like. The transcript is spliced from 5 exons. The record is from RefSeq and is a predicted model, not a curated record. Gene Ontology annotation, biological process: dephosphorylation. Gene Ontology annotation, molecular function: alkaline phosphatase activity. The coding region runs from base 97 to 1506 and encodes 469 amino acids. NCBI's taxonomy places the organism in Eukaryota, Metazoa, Arthropoda, Insecta, Lepidoptera, Nymphalidae.